GCAGCAAAGUGCCAGCCACAAAUGAUUUCUUAUUAUGCCUCACACCACUCGCUUGGGACCGACAAUUUUGCCAGCCCAUUAUAGUGAUUUGUAGCCAUAAGUCUAUUAUCACAUUAGCAAUGGUGUAUUUGUUGGCACGAAAUAUUUAAUAAGGGCUUCCACGAUUAGUCCGAAAGAAAUAUAGAGUAAUUACACGGCUCCCUAGUUUGGCCUUAACCAAAGAAAGGCAAUAUGGCGGGAUUAAGCUUGAGGACGAUUCCCAAAGUAUCUAAAAUCAUAGUAGUCGGCGAGAAAGGUGUUGGCAAAACAAAAAUAAUCGACCAGUUCAUCCUAAACACCUUCAUCGAAGACCACGACGGCCUAAUAUGGACCAACUACAGGAAACAAAUCGUCCUCGACGACCGCGUCGCCUUCCUCGACGUCUCAGAUACUAUCACCCCCACCGACGCCGAGAUGGAGCAGUACUUGCGCGCGGGAUGGGAGCACCAGAUCCGUCAUGCGGAUGCUGCGCUGCUGGUGUACUCGAUUACGUCGCGGGAGAGCUUCGUGAGGGUUACUGCGCUGAGGGAUGAGAUGCUUGGGGUUCCGGCUGAGAUGGGGGAGGAUGGAGGGGGUGGUGAGGUGGUAGGGGAAGCGAGGGUGAGGCCGAUCCAGAUUGGUUUGGUGGGGAAUAAAUCGGAUCGGAGUGCUGACAGAGAGGUCUCAGUCAAUGAAGGCGUUGAGCUUGCGAAGAGUCUGGGUUGUGGUUUUGUUGAGACGUCUGCUAAGGAGGGGUAUAAUAUUGACAAGGCUUUUCAUGACCUUGUUCGUGCUAUUGAUAGGGGACAAGGGAACGAGAAGCAGUGCAAAGAUCAGGGGUCUGCGGCAGCUGUGGGUGGAUUUCGCGGGAGGCUAGGGCGCCUUGCACGCUCACUUCGGCUUAAGAAAAACUAAGAAUAUAAAUAUAGUAUGUUCU
This is a messenger RNA of Pseudogymnoascus verrucosus, 955 nucleotides long. RefSeq names its product Ras GTPase ras2. Gene Ontology annotation, biological process: signal transduction. Gene Ontology annotation, cellular component: plasma membrane. Bases 232 to 933 code for a protein of 233 amino acids. The record is from RefSeq and is a predicted model, not a curated record. Gene Ontology annotation, molecular function: GTP binding; GTPase activity; GDP binding. Lineage: Eukaryota; Fungi; Ascomycota; Leotiomycetes; Thelebolales; Thelebolaceae. The transcript has 2 exons.